Molecule: messenger RNA, 1237 nt
Organism: Triticum dicoccoides
Lineage: Eukaryota; Viridiplantae; Streptophyta; Magnoliopsida; Poales; Poaceae
Product: chaperone protein DnaJ-like
Exons: 4
Coding region: 38-838 (266 amino acids)
Biological process (GO): protein refolding
Cellular component (GO): cytoplasm
Source: RefSeq, a predicted model, not a curated record
GGCCUGGCCGCGAGCCCCGCAACCCAAUCCGUCCGCCAUGGCUCUGUCGGUGCACGCCGCCGCCGUCGCCGUCGCCGCCCCGCGUCUCCUCCCCCCUACCCCGCUCCACCGCUCUGCUCCCGGUACGGCGCCUCCUCCCCUCCCCCUCCUCCGCGCCUUCGCCUCCCUCCGCUCCGGCCCCAGCUCCUCCCGGUGGACGCGGCGGGCGAGCGUGCGGGUGCGCGCGGGUGCCGGCGGCGGAGGCGGGCGGAGGAGGGAGUCCCCGUACGAGGUGCUCGGCGUGGCGCCGUCCGCCGCGCCCGCGGAGAUCAAGCGCGCGUACCGGCGGCUCGCGCUCAAGUAUCACCCGGACGUCAACAAGGAGGCGAAUGCUCAGGAGAAGUUUCUGAGGAUCAAGCACGCCUACAACACGCUGAUGAACUCGGAGAGCCGAUCCAAGUACGCGAGCAGCAGCAGCAGCCCUGAUUCUUGGUGGUCUCCCGGGAGCAGCAAGCCAGCUGACGCAGAAGAGGAUUUCUAUGGGUUUGGGGAUUUCCUUAAAGACCUGCAAACAGAAUUUCAGAACUGGGAGGCUGGCCUGAACUCAGAGCAGAAACCUAAAAGCUUGUGGGAAGAACUGUCAGCUAUUGGCGAGGAGUUUGUGGAGUUCCUGGAGAACGAACUGAACAUCGACGGCUCGGGCACCGAGGAAGACGAUGGGAACGAUCCGUACACGCAGUUUGGAGGGAAAGGCGGAAAUGCUCAGGGUGACAAGAAGGGAACAAGCAGCUCCGACGAUGGCGUGUCGGACAUAGAGUCCGUCCUUGAGCAGCUGAAGAAGGAGCUCGGGCUCAGCUGAACUGUUGCCUGUUGACAACACACAACGAUGGCAACUGCAGCCACCGUGAUUGGUACCAGCCCGAUGUUCAUAUGGAGGUCCCCUGUUCUCCCGGAUCGGUGGCGGUAAUGGUAGGUACUACUAGAUGCUGUACUUUAGCUGGUAUAGCUUUCCGGUGGGACGACGGAUCGAGCGUUUUGCAGAAUGUUUUUGUUCCUCGUUCGUAGGGCUGCAGUUUGUUCUGGAAAGAGAAGAGAAGGCGUGUGCUUCCUUCUAGUAGUACAGUUUUACUUGAAUUUUGGGGUGAAAGGAACUGAAAGCCCGGUAACUGCAGUAGGUGGCAUUCCUGCGGCUCGAUUUCGACGGAAUCAUGGAUGAAGGGACAUAAUCACACCGAAAGAAGCAGCGGUUCCAUUUUUC